Bufo bufo (common toad) is the source of this 1953-nucleotide messenger RNA. It is a transcript of the gene ATPSCKMT, whose product is annotated as ATP synthase c subunit lysine N-methyltransferase. Gene Ontology annotation, molecular function: protein-lysine N-methyltransferase activity. Gene Ontology annotation, biological process: positive regulation of proton-transporting ATP synthase activity, rotational mechanism; regulation of mitochondrial ATP synthesis coupled proton transport; peptidyl-lysine trimethylation. The transcript is spliced from 5 exons. Lineage: Eukaryota; Metazoa; Chordata; Amphibia; Anura; Bufonidae. Bases 433 to 1095 code for a protein of 220 amino acids. Gene Ontology annotation, cellular component: mitochondrion. The record is from RefSeq and is a predicted model, not a curated record.
CCCUCUGUCUCCUCCUCUUCCACAGGUCCUAAAUUCUAAAUCCCAUGCGACCUUGUGUGGCGUCACAGGGCCACGUGACAUUGAAAGCCUUGAUCCCCAAACUCACCAUACGACCAUCAUUAGGGAUAGUUACAGUUUCUAUAUUAUAUUACUAAGCUUUCUUACCACAGCUCAUGGGAUAUAGCUAUUACCCUGCGACUGCACUUGACUGUGACAUCACAAGGUCCUUGCGACGCAUGGUGUUACUACCGGUAGUACAGUCCCCAAUAACACCAAAUGACCUAAUAGACCACACACAAAUCUAAAAAAAAAUACACUGUGCUUUUCACCCCCACAAACCCGUCUCAGCGUCACGUGUUCCCACCACCAAAAACCUAAACCUCCGGGAGAUCAUACACCCUGGCUUUCAGAGCUGGUAAAGAUUUUCCAGUGAUGCCUCAUUUCAUUUCAAGUGGUAGUAUUUCAGAAGAGCUCAGUUUGAAUUCCAAUAGCGAAAAUCAAAAACCUAAAAGAUGGGGACUGGUUGCAACUGGUUUUGUGGGAGGCACAUUAUUGACUUUAUAUGCUGUGGCUACCCCAUUUGUGUUACCUGCUUUGAGAAAAAUUUGUCUUCCUUAUGUGCCUGCAUCAGAAACUCAGGUGGAAAAUGUCUUGAAAAUGCUUCAGUUUAGAAGCGGAACUGUCGUUGACAUUGGGAGCGGUGAUGGACGUAUUGUAAUAUCUGCUGCAAAGACAGGGUUCCAGGCUGUUGGCUAUGAACUAAAUCCUUGGCUUGUGUGGUAUUCAAGAUACAGAGCAUGGAGAGAAGGUGUACAUCAAAAUGCUAAAUUUCAUAUAUCUGAUUUAUGGAAGGUCAGUUUUUCACAGUAUACAAAUAUUGUCAUCUUUGGAGUACCAGAGAUGAUGCCAAAGCUGGAAGAAAAACUUAAAAUGGAGUUAUCUCUCACUGCAAGAGUUAUUGCUUGCCGUUUUCCUUUUCCACGUUGGAUCCCAGACCAUAUUUCAGGACAAGGAAUAGACACAGUGUGGGUUUAUGACAUGAAGAAAUUGAACGAAAGCAGUAUUACCGGAUUGCUGGGUGAAUUCAAAAACUGAAGAGGACCUGAACAGUUAAACACACCAUCAAUUUAACAAAAUUAAUAGGAAUGUGUCAUCAGAAAAUGACCCAUUGGUUAAAACAAGUUUUUAUGUUAAACAUAUUUUUAAAGAAUUUUGGUUAUUUUUCAUUUUUCCAUGUUGCAAUCUAUAUUUUAAAAUACUCCUAAAAUCCUGCAGAUUUCGCACUGGCCACUAAGCCCAAUAAUAGAUGCCACUUUUCAGUAGUCAUAUCCUUAUCACAGGCAAGAUUACAAUGACAGAUAUCACCUAUCUAUUGAUAACACAGCAUCCACCAUUCACAAUAGGUGAUGCCCACAGCUUAUCCAGUUUAUCGUCUCUUUCCUUGUACAAUGACCUCUGCACAGGUCACAGUAUGCCUAGUAAACUCUACCAUAGCAGUCAAUGAUCCUCGUCAGAACACUGUGUCUAUGGCCCGGUAUGGCUGCUUUAAAUCAUAUCUCUAAAUGCUGUUAACAUCAGCUCAGGCAACAUUGCUGGUCCCCAUAGUCAUGUUCAGGAAACAGAAUAAAAAAAUGUACAAUCAAAAAUUACAAACAGAUUAGAAACAACGGAUAUAUGUCACUAUCUGACUUUAACUGGCAGAAAACAAUUAUAGGUGACAUUUUUUGGGGGAUAAAAGGGGAUGCCUUGGAGGAGGGUCCCUUCAGUAUUCUGACAAUGCUUGAGGAUAACCUUUUAUAUUUAAAGGGAACCUGUCACAAUGAAAAUGUAAUGUAGGCUACAGGAACCAUGUUAUAGAGCAGGAGGUACUGAGCAGAUUGGCAUAUAGUUUUAUGGGAAAAGAUUCAGUAUAACAUGCAAGUUAUUCAUUUAAAUUCCUGCUCAUUGUGAGUU